This is a messenger RNA of Aphanomyces astaci, 378 nucleotides long. RefSeq lists its product as hypothetical. NCBI's taxonomy places the organism in Eukaryota, Oomycota, Saprolegniomycetes, Saprolegniales, Verrucalvaceae. The record is from RefSeq and is a predicted model, not a curated record. Bases 1 to 378 code for a protein of 125 amino acids. The transcript has a single exon.
AUGAGCAGCGAACACACACUGGAUGACCAGGAUGGGGUUGACGAAGCCACCAGACCCAAUGCAACCACAGAGAGCACCGUGUCGACGUUCGGUGACUUGCUCGUUAUGCACCAUAACUUCAUCGACGCAAAUGAAUUCAUCACGAGUGUCCCGGCGUGGGCACGCGCCCAAGGGUUCACAGUCUCACGGACGGGAAAGAAUUUCUGCGACAAAACCCACCACCCCGUACACGGCGGACGAGGUUCAAUCAUGUGGUGCUCUACGCUAUACUUCACGCACAAGAAAGAGAUGUACAGUGGCCGGUCGACGUGCCAGUGGCGCAUCAAGUUCAGUUUUGACAAGGCCAAUCUGAAUUAUUCCAUUACGUCCAUAGGUUAG